Molecule: messenger RNA, 2564 nt
Organism: Arabidopsis arenosa
Lineage: Eukaryota; Viridiplantae; Streptophyta; Magnoliopsida; Brassicales; Brassicaceae
Source: the annotation of a GenBank genome assembly
CAUAGUUUGAAACCUACGGAUUCUUCUCUGUCGUUUCUUCGCUUCUGGAUUUUGAUUCUCCGACUUUCAACGAGAACUCAGUGCGUCGUCUCUCUCUCUCGCUCUCUUUCACCUUGGCCUUAUCAAAAGGUUUUGGUUAUGGCGACGAAGAAAGUGAUAGCUAUAUGUCAGUCAGGAGGAGAGUUUGUAACUAAUAAAGAUGGAUCAUUAGCUUAUUCUGGUGGUGAUGCUUAUGCCAUAGAUAUUGAUCAGGACACUUCUAUGACCGAUUUUAAAUCAGAAUUGGCGGAGAAUUUCGGGUUUAGUUGGGAGACAAUGACACUCAAGUACUUUCUCCCUGGAAACAAGAAAACCUUAAUUACUAUCUCUAAGGAUAAAGAUUUCAAACGCAUGGUUAGCUUUUCCGCAGACGCAGCAAAUGUCGAAAUCUUUGUCUUACCCGAAGAAGCCGAUGCUAGGAAUGUCUCCAAUAUGCCAGCUAGUAGGUCAAGUAGGACAACUGCAUCAGAAGCAGUGGUACCUGUAGUGUCUGCAGGAGAUAUUGUUGUGGGAGAUGAUAUGAUAACAAAUGAUUUUCAGAUCGAAAUGGGAAUGCUGCCUGAAGAAAGCAGCCCUUUGCCGUGCAAUUUUGAAUUGACUGAUGAGAAACAUCAUAUAAAAGCAGCACAGCAGUGGGAAAACGCUAUUACGGGUGUUGAUCAAAGGUUCAACAGCUUUACAGAAUUCCGAGAUGCGUUGCACAAGUACUCGAUCGCACAUGGGUUCACUUACAAGUACAAGAAGAACGACAGCCAUCGUGUUUCAGUCAAAUGCAAAGCUCAAGGUUGUCCAUGGCGUAUCACUGCAUCAAGGCUUUCGACCACUCAGCUGAUUUGCAUUAAGAAAAUGAAUGGAAGGCACACGUGUGAGAGGGCGGUUGUGAAAGCCGGUUACCGUGCUAGUAGAGGUUGGGUUGGAAGUAUCAUAAAGGAGAAGUUGAAAGCUUUUCCGGAUUACAAACCAAAGGAUAUUGCAGAGGAUAUAAAAAGAGAGUAUGGGAUUCAACUGAAUUACUCACAGGCGUGGAGAGCUAAAGAGAUUGCCAAAGAGCAGCUUCAAGGUUCUUAUAAAAAGGCAUAUAGUCAACUUCCUUCUUUCUGCGAGAAGAUCAGGGAGACAAAUCCUGGAAGUAUUGCUAUUUUCAUGACAAAAGAAGAUUCGAGUUUCCAUCGGCUUUUCAUAUCGUUCUAUGCAUCAAUAUCUGGGUUUAGACAAGGUUGUCGCCCUCUCCUUUUCCUUGACAGUGCCGACUUAAACUCUAAGUACCAAGGGGUUAUGCUUGUUGCUACAGCUCCUGAUGCCGAAGAUGGAAUAUUUCCAGUAGCUUUUGCGGUUGUGGAUUCUGAGACAGAAGAUAACUGGGUCUGGUUUUUGGAGAAUCUCAAAUUGGCAUUGGCUGAUUCCCGGACAAUCACAUUUGUUGCAGAUUUCCAAAACGGUCUGAAGACUGCAUUGCCUCUGGUAUUUGAAAAGCAACACCAUCAUGCCUAUUGUCUGCGCCACCUCGCCGAGAAAUUAAAUAUGGACUUGAAGGCUCAGUUUUCUCAUGAAGCAAUACGGUUUAUACUCAAUGAUUUCUAUGCUGCUGCUUAUGCGACACAACCUGAGGCAUAUUACCGUUCCUUGGAGAAUAUAAAAAGUAUUUCCCCUGAUGCUUACGCUUGGGUUAUUGAAAGUGAACCGCUCCAUUGGGCAAAUGCUUUGUUUGAAGGGGAGAGAUAUAACCACAUGAACUCCACUUUUGGGGUAGAUUUUUACAGCUGGGUUUCUGAAGCACAUGAGUUGCCCAUAACCCAAAUGAUAGAUGAACUUAGAGCAAAGUUGAUGCAAUCGAUUUAUACCCGUCAGGUACAAUCCCGGGAAUGGGUUGUUACAACGCUAACACCAACCAACGAGGUGAAGCUACAUAAAGAAAUAGAACUUGCAAGGUCACUUCAGGUUUCAGCGCCUCAUGUUUCCGCGACUCAUACUAGCUUAUUCGAGGUUCAUGGUGAAUCCAUCAACAUAGUUGAUAUCAAUCAGUGUGAUUGCGACUGUAAGCUGUGGAGACUAACAGGUUUACCGUGUAGCCACGCAAUUGCAGUGAUUGAAUGCAUCCAAAAAAGCCCUUAUGAGUACUGCUCCAGUUACUUCACCUUAGAGAGUUACCGUUUAAUGUACGCCGAGUCCAUUAACCCUGUCCCUAACACAACAACAAUGAUGAUGUCGGAGGAGCCGCCUAGUGAGGGUGUUGUUUCAGUGACACCACCGCCCACGAGACUAACACCACCGGGCAGGACAAAGAGUAAGCAAGUGGAGCCACUGGACAUGGUCAAGCGUCAGCUCCAGUGUAGCAACUGCAAGGGUUUAGGACACAACAAGAAGACCUGCAAAGCUUUAGCUUUAGUAUAGAGGGAGACAGGACAAAUUGUACUUAUAUAGCUGAAUUUGCCCAACAUUUUGGUUUUGAUUCUUCUGUUUGUUGGAAUUUUGAAGUGUGAUUUAGAGGGUAAAAAUCUCCAAGAUAACAAAUUUUGCAAUACAUU